AAGCACUCUCUCUCUCUCUCUCUCUCUCUCUCUCUCUCUCUCUCUCUCCAUCUUCAAGUGUUCUCUUUGAGUUCUUCUUCUUAAUUACAAAAAUGCCAGCCAUUGCUAUUGGGAGAUUUGAUGACUCAUUUAGCAUGGGGUCUAUUAAGUCCUAUGUUGCUGAGUUCAUCUCAACCCUCCUCUUUGUUUUCGCUGGAGUUGGUUCUGCUAUAGCUUAUGACAAGGUGACAUCGGAUGCAGCCCUUGAUCCAUCGGGGCUAGUAGCCGUUGCUAUAUGCCAUGGAUUUGCUCUCUUUGUUGCAGUCUCCGUUGGGGCCAACAUUUCCGGUGGCCACGUAAAUCCAGCUGUCACCUUCGGAUUGGCUCUUGGCGGACAAAUCACCGUCCUCACCGGCAUCUUUUACUGGAUUGCACAACUUGUUGGUUCCAUUGUGGCAUGUUACCUACUCAAAUUUGUCACUGGAGGCUUGGCAAUUCCGACCCACAGCGUGGCGGCCGGUGUCGGAGCUGUUCAAGGUGUGGUCAUGGAGAUGAUUAUCACCUUUGCUUUGGUAUACACAGUGUAUGCCACAGCAGCUGACCCCAAGAAGGGUUCACUGGGCACAAUUGCACCCAUUGCCAUUGGUUUCAUUGUUGGUGCCAACAUCUUGGCUGCUGGCCCGUUCUCCGGUGGGUCAAUGAACCCGGCCCGCUCUUUUGGGCCAGCAGUCGUUAGCGGUGACUUCCACGAUAACUGGAUCUAUUGGGUUGGACCCCUCAUUGGAGGCGGGUUGGCCGGACUCAUCUAUCCAAAUGUAUUCAUGCAACAUCAACAUGCACCUCUUUCUGGUGACUUCUAAUUUGGUUGAGAAA
This is a messenger RNA of Camellia sinensis, 852 nucleotides long. It is a transcript of the gene DELTA-TIP, whose product is annotated as delta tonoplast integral protein. Gene Ontology annotation, molecular function: water channel activity. NCBI's taxonomy places the organism in Eukaryota, Viridiplantae, Streptophyta, Magnoliopsida, Ericales, Theaceae. The record is from RefSeq and is a predicted model, not a curated record. Gene Ontology annotation, biological process: transmembrane transport; water transport. Gene Ontology annotation, cellular component: membrane.